GUCUCGGGCUCGAGGAGGAGCCGCAGGAGGGAGCUGCCCUGCCUGCCGUGCGAGGCGGGGAUCGCCGCGCCGUGUUGGUGUGUUUGUGCUCUCCGUGCGCGGCUCUGCCCGGGCCGGCGGGGCCGAGCGGGCUCCCGAUCCCGGGGCUGCGGCGGGGAGGAGCCAGCGCCGCACGGAGCCGAGCGCCGGCAGCGCUCCCGCACCGCGCCGGGUCCCGCACCGCGCCCGCACCGGCACCGGCACCGGCACCGGCACCGGCACCGCUCCAAUUCCCCCGGCACCGGCACCGGCACCGGCACCGCUCCGACUGCCCCGGCACCGCCACCGCCACCGGCCCCGCUCCAAUUCCCCCGGCACCGGCACCGCCACCGGCACCGCUCCGACUGCCCCUGCUCCGCUACCGGCACCGGCACCGGCACCGCUCCAAUUCCCCCGGCACCGGCACCGCUCCAACUGCCCCCUGCUCGGCACCGGCACCGCUCCCCCGGCACCGGGACCGCUCCAACCGUUUUCCUGCUCCGGCACCGGCACCGGCUCCUCUCGUGUGCUCCGGCACCGCUCCAACCCUCUCCUGCUCCGGUACCGGCUCCGGCAUCCGCCCCGCUCCGGUGCCGGUCCCGCUCCAGCCGCUCUCCGGUGCCGGCCCCGCUCCGCUCGCAGCCCGGCCCCGUUCCCGAGCGGCCCCUGCUCUGCCCGCAGCACCGCCCCUGCUCUGCCCCGCAGGAAGGAGGAAGGGACACGGCAGGAGGGAGAGCGACCUGCUCGGCGGCCGGGCUCUGCCCUCCCUGGCAGCUCGAGGCAAGAUGAACAAGAUGAAAAACUUCAAGAGGAGGUUUUCGCUCUCGGUGCCGCGCACGGAGACCAUCGAGGAGUCUCUGACGGAGUUCACGGAGCAGUUCAACCAGCUCAACAACCAGAGGAACGAAGACCUGGCCCAGGGACACCUGCAGCUGGCACAGCUGGGCAGGGAGCUGGCAGCUGACGGCAGCCCGCUGUCCCCGCCGGAGGGACAGGAGGGACAGGGCCGCUCGCCGGUGGCCGCCGUGCGCUACCGCAACCACGGCCAGCGCCGCUGCUCCGUGGAGGACGUCAGCAAGCGCCUCUCGCUGCCCAUGGACAUCCGGCUGCCCCCCGAGUUCCUGCAGAAGCUGCAGAUGGAGAGCCUGGAGCUCCCCAAGCCCCUGAGCAGGAUGUCCCGCCGGGCCUCCCUCUCAGAUAUUGGCUUUGGGAAGCUGGAAACCUACGUUAAACUGGACAAACUGGGAGAGGGCACCUACGCCACGGUGUUCAAGGGCCGCAGCAAGCUGACGGAGAACCUGGUGGCGCUGAAGGAAAUCCGCCUGGAGCACGAGGAGGGCGCUCCUUGCACGGCCAUCCGGGAAGUGUCGCUGCUGAAGAACCUCAAACACGCCAACAUCGUCACCCUGCACGACAUCAUCCACACCGAGCGCUGCCUCACCCUCGUCUUCGAGUACCUGGACAACGACCUCAAGCAGUACCUGGAGAACUGCGGGAACCUGAUGAGCGUGCACAAUGUGAAGAUCUUCAUGUUCCAGCUGCUCCGUGGCCUGGCUUAUUGCCACGGCAGGAAAAUCCUGCACCGAGACCUCAAACCCCAGAACCUGCUCAUCAACGAGCGCGGGGAGCUCAAGCUGGCUGACUUCGGAUUAGCCAGGGCCAAGUCUGUCCCCACAAAAACCUACUCCAACGAGGUGGUGACGCUCUGGUACCGGCCCCCCGACGUCCUGCUGGGAUCCACCGAGUACUCCACGCCCAUCGACAUGUGGGGGGUCGGCUGCAUCCACUACGAGAUGGUGACGGGCCGGCCGAUGUUCCCCGGCUCCACGGUGAAGGAGGAGCUGCACCUCAUCUUCCGCCUGCUGGGAACCCCCACCGAGGACACCUGGCCCGGGAUAACGUCCAACGAGGAGUUCAAGGCUUACAACUUCAGCCAGCACCGAGCCCAGCCGCUGCUGAAUCACGCCCCGAGGCUGGACUCGGAAGGUGUUGACCUGCUGACAAAUCUGCUCCUGUACAGAGCCAAGGGCCGGAUCUCAGCCGAGGCAGCCCUGCAGCACCCCUACUUCAGGAGCCUGGGCGAGCGCGUGCACCUCCUGCCUGACACUGCCUCCAUCUUCUCCCUGAAGGAGAUCCAGCUGCAGCGGGACCCCGGGCAGCGCGGCUCGGCCUUCCAGCACUCAGCCCGCGGCAAGAACAGGCGGCAGAGCAUCUUUUAAACCUUUAAACCGGGACCGGCGGCGCCCUGGCUGCCGUGGAGAUGGAAGCGCUGAGAAGGGAGCGGCUCCCACCCGACCCUCGGCAGAAUUCCCGGCUCCAGCAGGACCCAAACCCCCGGGAGCUGCCCUCCAUGCACCUGUGGCCUUGUCCCCACCUUGUCUUGGUGUUGUCCCCUCUGAGAGGAGCUCCAGGGAGGAGCCUGUGCUGCCCCGGGAGGGUCAGGGGGGGAUCUGUGGGGUUUGGGGGCUCAGGAUGGGGAUCUGUGGGGUUUGAGGGCUCAGGAUGGGGAUCUGUGGAGUUUGGGGGCUCAGGAUGGGGAUUUGUGGGGUUUGAGGGCUCAGGAUGGGGAUCUGUGGAGUUUGGAGGUUCAGGGUCUGGGGAUUUGUGGGGUUUGGGGGCUCAGGGUCUGGGGAUUUGUGGGGUUUGGGGGCUCAGGGUCUGGGGAUCUGUGGGGUUUGGCCCAGGCAGGAGUUGCAGGAAAUGCCCCUUUGCUCAGACAAGCUGCCCUGCACCCCCUGGUUUUUGGGGAGACCACGUUAGGACUGCUGGGCACGGCCUGGCCUGGCACUGGGAGCACCUGGAGCACAUCUGGGCACAUCUGGGGCACAGGAACCAGGGCAGCCCCCCAUAUUUCACCUCUGCCUGCAGAACCCCCUUUCCCCUCCCUGUUUUGGUACCCGAAUCCAGCUGAGGGUGGAGCAGCCAGAAUUGCCCCUGCUGCCCCCAGCCUCUCCCAGUCCCUGCUCCCAAACUGGGAUAUCCCUACUCCCAAACUGGGAUAGCUCUGCUCCCAAACUGGGCUGUCCCUGCUCCCAAACUGGGAUAUCCCUACUCCCAAACUGGGAUAUCCCUACUCCCAAACUGGGAUAUCCCUACUCCCAAACUGGGAUAUCCCUACUCCCAAACUGGGAUAUCCCUACUCCCAAACUGGGAUAUCCCUGCCCCCAAACUGGGAUAUCCCUGCUCCCAAACUGGGAUAUCCCUGCUCCCAAACUGGGCUGUCCCUGCUCCCAAACUGGGAUAGCUCUGCUCCCAAACUGGGAUAUCCCUGCCCCCAAACUGGGAUAUCCCUGCUCCCAAACUGGGCUGUCCCUGCUCCCAAACUGGGAUAUCCCUGCUCCCAAACUGGGCUGUCCCUGCUCCCAAACUGGGAUAUCCCUGCUCCCAAACUGGGAUAUCCCUGCUCCCAAACUGGGAUAUCCCUGCUCCCAAACUGGGCUGUCCCUGCUCCCAAACUGGGAUAUCCCUGCUCCCAAACUGGGAUAUCCCUGCUCCCUAACUGGGAUAUCCCUGCCCCCAAACUGGGAUAUCCCUGCCCCCAAACUGGGAUAUCCCUGCUCCCAAACUGGGAUAUCCCUGCUCCCAAACUGGGAUGUCCCUGCUCCCAAACUGGGAUAUCCCUGCUCCCAAACUGGGAUGUCCCUGCUCCCAAACUGGGCUGUCCCUGCUCCCUAACUGGGAUGUCCCUGCUCCCAAACUGGGCUGUCCUGAGCCCGGGCAGGGCCUGGCACGGCUGCAGCUCCCCGGGCAGGGCUGUGGGCACCAGAAACAGCCCUGGGGAGCAGCGCAGAGCCCCCCAAACCCCUCAGACCCCAAACCCCUCAGCCCCUCACACCCCUCAGCCCCCCAAGCCCCUCAGCCGUGCCCAGCCUGGACAGGAUCGGUGCUCACAGAGCUUUGCUGCUGCCCCGGGGGGGUUUUCCCUCUCCUGACACUUUGGAGAUAAAUCCAUCCCUGCCAAGCUCUGCCCCCCAGCCUGGCACGGUGCGGGCAGGGCACGGAGCCCCUCUGCUCUGCUGUGCCAUGGGCUUGGCUUUCCUGGAGGAUCAGCUCCCUCUGCAUGUGGCUGGGACUGCUGGAGCUGGGACUGGCACCUGGGACUGGGACUGGCACCAAGACUGGGAUCCAGGACCAGGACUGGCACCAAGACUGGCACCCAGGACUGGGACUGGAACCCAGGACUGGCACCCAGGACCGGGACUGGCACUUGGCUCCGGGCUCCAGCUCUCCGUGGGGCUGUUCCCUCCUGCAGCAGGGAGUGAUUCCUUCAGCAAUCCUUGGAAAAUGCUCGGUGGGAGGGAAAAUGAGGCGAGCCCGGAGCUCCCCGGUGCCACCGGGGCUCUGUCCCAGACGAGUCUCCAGACGUCUGCAUUGUUUGAGGUUUGCCCAUCCCUGCUCUGCUCCCUUCCCGGCAUUUCCAGCCCGAAUUGUUCCCUAAUUGAUUCCAGGGGAUGGGGAAGAGCAGGGACAGCCCCCAGCCCCCAGUGACGCAUUCGGGGCCGUGUUUUCCUUGGGUCUCCUGGUUCCCUUUUCCCCUGGUCCCUCCUGGUGCCAUUUUUUCGUGGUUCCUCCUGGUUCCCUCUUUCCCUGGUCCCUCCUGGUUCCUUCUUUUCUUGGUUCCUUCUUUUCCUUUUCUCUCCUGGUCCAUUUUUCCCUGGUCCCUCCUGAUUCCUUCUUUUUCUGGUCUCUCCCAAUUCCAUAUUUUCCUGGUCCCACCUGGUUCCCUAUUUUCCUGUUUCCCUCUUUUCCUGGUCCCUCCUCAUUCCCUCUUUUCCCGUUUCCCUCUUUUCCUGGUCCCACCUGGUUCCCUAUUUUCCUGUUUCCCUCUUUUCCUGGUCCCUCCUCAUUCCCUCUUUUCCCGUUUCCCUCUUUUCCUGGUCCCACCUGUUUCCCUCUUUUCCUGGUCCCUCCUCAUUCCCUCUUUUCCCGUUUCUCUCUUUUCCUGGUCCCUCCUCAUUCCCUCUUUUCCCGUUUCUCUCUUUUCCUGGUCCCUCCUGCAGCUGGAGCCGGGCUGAGCUCUCCCAGUGCCAUCUUUUCCCCCACGGAGGAAUUUCCUUGGCCCCAGAGCUGCCCUGCCCAGGGCUCCUGCGGGAGCUCAGCAGGCAGGACAGGGACACGGCUCCUUCGGGUGCCCGGGGUGAGGAAUUCCAGGGAAUUCCCAGGGGAGCAGGGCCUGGAUCAGGGCAGGAACCCUCCCUGCCCCACCCGGGAUACCCCUGACCCGUCUUUGCUCAGUUUUCCUGCUCGUUUUUCCCAUUCCCAUACCCCGAGAGUGGCAGUGAACUUCCAGGGGCGCUGGUGCCACAUUCCCACGGGGGAUAUUCAGAUCCAGAUCCAAUAUUCCUGCUGCAGGGCAAGGAAAACUGCUGGGAGAAUCCCGCAGAGCCAGGCCAGCAUUCCCAGGAUCAGGAAAAGCCCUGCAGGCUCCUGUUUAUCCUUUCCCUUUUUCCCUAGAAAUCCCCCCAAAAGGGUGGGGGAUUAGGGUUUCCACCUCAUGAGAGAAUUCCCAACAUUUGGCAACGCCCAAAAUCCAAGAAAAACAGGAAUUUCUUCCCUCCUAAACUUUUUAUGGAGUGGAACAUUCCUUUCUUUAGAAUUCCAGCUUUCCCAAGGAAUUUUUGCCAGAUUUUUUGGGAUUUUUCCCCUCUGGAAUCACACCCAGAACCCCCCAACUUUACAUCAUUCCAGAGAAUUCCAGAGGGUUCCAAUCCCCCAUUACUGAUCAGCUCCCAAUCCCAGAUAACCCCCUUUAUCCCAGGCAUUUCAUGGAUAUUUGAUUCCCACUUGCAGUGCAAAUAUUUGGUGCCACGCUCUGAUCUCCACAGCUGGGAAAAAACAAACCUGGAGGCUGGCAGGGAUUAAAUCCCUAAGUUAAAUUCCUCUUCUCCACCUUUGGGAUUAAAUUCCAGCCCUUUUGGGCUGGAUUUAGGGAGAGAGAAACCCUCUGGAUGCCCCAUCCCUAAAAAACCCCAUCCCUGGGCAGGAUUUCCCAGGUUUUGGAGCCCCAAUUGGGAUUUUCAUGAAAAUGUUGGGAAUUUCCGUGGUUUUCCAGCGUUUUUUCUCCCUCAUUUCAUGGAUUCUCCCAUCCAGCACGUCCUGGAGCAGCCGCUGCUCCUGGCAGGCCAAAGGAAGUCGUUGCUUCUGGUUUUUCUUGGAAUUUUUUCCCUUUUUUUCUUAGCAGAAAGCAGGAAUUUUGGCAGUGCCCUGAGGAAAUGUGUAUUCCUGGUAUUCUUUUGUCUGGCCAGCUGAUGGCUGGGCGAGGAACAGAAUUAAAUCAAUGUGCAGAGCGAGGUCAGGCUUUGGGACAACAACAACAACACCAACAUUGAGGCAGAGCUGUUAAUUCCAUCCCUCCAUUCCCACACGGAUCCUCCUUCCCUGGCCCAACAGAUCCACGCGGAGAAGUCAAAAAACAAAACUCCUUUGGGUUUUGGAGGUUCGGCACAAAAGAAAUGUAUUUUUUGCCCUUCUUCCUUACACAAAAGGUGAAAAAAAUGGAAUUAAGGAGCAUUUUCCCAAGGUUUUGUUUGGGUUUUUCCGCCUGAUUUCCAGCUGUGCUGCACAUCUGGACGCUCAGAUGGUGUAAAAUUGGAUUUUGGAUCCCUGUGAGCCGUGUCUGAGCACAAAGGAUAAAAAAUUCCACAUUUCCCUGCUCGUGCUCCAGCAGGAGAAAUCGACGGAAGGGGCCAGGACGGAUCCCCAAACUGGGAAUGUUCUCUGGGGUGGUUCGGUGGCAGAAAACUGAGAAUAAAUAAAUGUAUUUAACUAGUGCUGUACAAAAAAAUAUGUUUGUUUUAAAAUAAAUGAUUUUAAGGAUUUAUUCUGAAAGAGGUAAUGAUUUUUAUAUAUAGAGAGAGAGAAAGAGAGAGAAAGUUUUUCUGGAAUAAAUGGCAAGGUACAAAAAAUAAAUAAUGAUAAUAAAGGAUUUUAUCCAUC
Passer domesticus (house sparrow) is the source of this 6954-nucleotide messenger RNA. It is a transcript of the gene CDK18, whose product is annotated as cyclin dependent kinase 18. The record is from RefSeq and is a predicted model, not a curated record. The transcript is spliced from 16 exons. Gene Ontology annotation, molecular function: ATP binding; cyclin-dependent protein serine/threonine kinase activity. Gene Ontology annotation, cellular component: cytoplasm; nucleus. Lineage: Eukaryota; Metazoa; Chordata; Aves; Passeriformes; Passeridae. Gene Ontology annotation, biological process: protein phosphorylation. The coding region runs from base 804 to 2237 and encodes 477 amino acids.